Molecule: messenger RNA, 5589 nt
Organism: Epinephelus fuscoguttatus (brown-marbled grouper)
Lineage: Eukaryota; Metazoa; Chordata; Actinopteri; Perciformes; Serranidae
Gene: gal3st3
Product: galactose-3-O-sulfotransferase 3
Exons: 3
Coding region: 327-1748 (473 amino acids)
Biological process (GO): glycolipid biosynthetic process
Cellular component (GO): membrane
Molecular function (GO): galactosylceramide sulfotransferase activity
Source: RefSeq, a predicted model, not a curated record
GGCGGUUUGGUUGCACGAGGAGUCGCGAGGAGCCUCUGAUGACAGACAGCAGAUCCGCUGCCUCACUGACUGCGACACCUGGACACGCACCGACACCAAACACAUGAAGGAGAGCCAACUGUAGGCGAGGAAGAGGAGGAGGCUUUCCUAAAAAUAUAAAGAAGAGGAAGAAGAAGAGGAAGAAGAAGAAGAGGAGGAGGAGAGGAGCGGGGGCAGGCAGCAGUCAGCCGGGUGGCCGGGACACGGAGCCGGACCACGGGGGGAGAAAUCACCGUCACAUCCCAUCACCGCUCGGAGAUGACAAAGGCCCAGUGAAGCAGAGAGAGAUGUCGCAGAAGAAGAUAUUCCUCGUCUUCGUCGCCAUCAGUACCGUCAGUCUACUGCUGCACCAUGGGGGCCACUUGAGCUGGACCAUGGAGGCCUUCCACCUUGGCUGUCCUGCCCUCCGCUCUCACCCUGCCCCAGGCCUGAAACCUAAACACACCAAUGUGGCCUUCCUCAAGACCCACAAGACGGCCAGCACCACCAUGCAGAACCUGCUUUUCCGCUUCGCGGAGCGCAACAACCUCACGGUGGCGUUGCCCGUGCAGGCCUGCAGCCACCAGUUCUGCUACCCCCGCUCCUUCACCGCUCACUUUGUCCACCCACACACGCUGCCGCCAAACAUCAUCACCAGCCACAUGCGCUUCAACAAGGCAGAGCUGCAGCGCCUGAUGCCCAACGACACAAUAUAUAUCACAAUCCUAAGAGAGCCGGGCUCCAUGUUUGAAUCCUUGUUCAGUUACUACAACCAGUACUGCCAGAGCUUCAAGAGGGUUCCUAACGGCUCCCUGGAGGCUUUCUUAGAAGAGCCCUGGCGCUAUUACCGACCAGAUGAGAAGGACUCCAUGUAUGCACGCAACACCUUGACCUUUGACUUGGGUGGAGACAAGGAUCGCCCAGCAACAGAUGUGGCGUAUGCACGGGCGUUUCUGGCAGAGGUGGAGCGAGUUUUCUCCCUGGUGAUGAUUGCUGAGUACUUUGAUGAGUCACUGGUUCUCCUUCGCCAUCUCCUCUCUUGGGACCUGGAUGACAUUCUGUAUGUUAAACUCAACAUGCGGACGCCGAGCUCAAAGCGGAGCCUGACACCAGGACUUCCAUCAAAGAUCCGUGCCUGGAAUUCCUUAGACGCACGUCUCUACGACCACUUCAACGCCUCCCUGUGGCGCCAGCUGUCAGCUCUGGGUCCUGCCUGUGUGGCACGGGAAGUACGACUCCUACGGCGAGCGCAGGAGAGGUUAAUGAGAAGUUGCUUUGGUGGGCGGAUGCCACUUCUCCGAUCAGCUGCGCAGAUCAAAAACAAGGAUCUCCGCCCCUGGCAGCCUAGCGGAAAAGUCGACAUUGUUGGCUACGACCUUCCAGUAAAUCUCAGCCGUGGGUUCUCGAGCCAGGCCCAGGAGCUCUGCCUCAAGCUCAUCAUGCCAGAGGUCCAGUACACACGAGUGCUCCUACGCUCUCAAUCACUGCGCUACCGCCGAGGCUACCAGCUCCGGCCCCCACAGCAGUCACAUCCCCUCCAGCAGCCCAUACGCACAGUCCUGCCACGGCAUCCUCAAGUGCAACGCAGCCAACUGCCUCCUGCAGCCUCAGGCCCUGCAUCAGGGACAGGCUCCACCUCCACCUCAAAGCCCGCUGUAGGGACUCAAGGUCGAACCACAAAGUUGGGACCUAAAUCCUUGCAGACCCAGGCCUCACAGACAGAAAAAUAGACUGGAAUAUAAUAGUGCCCAAUAGACUGCAUUGUCCUACCCAUCCUGACCCUCGAGACAAUGUUGCUUGAUUGGUGGGGGCUGUUGGGAACACGGGCGUCCUUGGGAAAAAGUCUGGGUUGCUCUUGAAUCAGUGUCUCUUCUGCCCCUUACAGACUGAGUUUGGGAUAAAAAUAAAUGAGAAACAAGUGAAAGAAAGGGGGCUAGACAUAUCUGGACUUGAACUUGAAUCUCUCCCCUCUAGUCUGUGAAACAAUAUCAGGGUUGGCAGACACAAAAGUGGGAGAAAUCUACACAAGGACUCGGCUCAAUUGCGCGCCUCUGCACGCCCGACAACAGCGGAUGGGAGAGGGUUUUAGGUGAAAGUGGAUCAUUGAAGCAAAUCUGUUAUGUGCGACCGGGACUCAAUAGGGAAGUGGCGAUAUCGGGGGCCCAUUGUGAGGCACAGAGUGGGCAUUGUGUGUAUCACACUGGUAGAGUAUCAUGUUACUUGCUUUCAUUCUCUGUUUCUCAAGCUCUCUCUUGCUAACAUAUGCCACUUAAAGUCCUUGAGAGAGACAUAAUGACAUAAAGGGAUCAGCUGUCAGGCGUCCAAAGAGCCUCCUAAGAGGCCAGACAGACAUUGAGAUCACCUCCAACCAUUAAUACAACAGCACAAUCAACAACUCUUCUUCUUCUCUUACAAACUCUAGAGCCUAAAGCGACGGAGAUAGGGGGCUAAAAAGCCAGAUAGACGAAGAAAGAGAGACUUCAUACUAAAGACUGGAUGCCAUUAGCGCUAUGACUCACACAGAGACAGAAUACACACAUCAAGCCUGUAUCUCUUCAGCUUUCGACCUCUCUGCAUCCUUCUCUCCAUCCUCCAUCCUCUCAUCCCUGCUGCUACCCUCUGAUUAGGCUCUUAAUCUAAAGAGCAGCACCGACAUCUUGUUUUCUGCACCUCUGAUUGCAGUCUCCAUCCUCGGACCAACAGCUGAGAUCGCAUCUUGCAUCCUGGACACUUUGUAGGUUUCUAGACGUGGGGUUUUUGUUUCCAAUCUCACUGCAAUAAGAUCUCCAGGCCUACGUUCCUAUACAAAAGGCAUGGAUUUAAUAACCUACCAGCAGCCCCACUCCGCGCACACCGGCACAAACGUGAAACACCUUCGCAGGACAAAGACUUGAGGCCCGUGGGUUGCAGUGUUUGAAUAUUUAAUCGUCUCCUCUCACGGCCCUCCUAUGGCUCGUGUUCUUGGGUUACAUGGCCGUACAUUUUCAUUAAGAGUACAAGGACCGGGCGAAAGUGGCUCGUUCUGAAACUCGGAAAUGCAGAAGGACAAAGCAAGAGCAUCGAUGAAGGAUGCUUAAAGCCUCGUACGGCUGGUGGGCCGGCUGGUUUGGCUGUGAUCUUAAAAUGUCAUCACUUAUCUCAGCUGUGAUCCAUUUUUAAUCCGUUCUGCUCAUAUUUAAUGUGUCAUUUAUGUUCUUUUAUUCCUCCAGUGAUCAGCAGGACACUGCUAAGUGACUGGGGGGCGGAGGAAGGAUGUCUGAGUGUAUUCAUGAGUGUGUGAGUGUGUGUGUGUGUGUGUGUGUGUGUGUGUGUGUGUGUGUGUGUGUGUGUGUGUGUGUGAGCCAGGAAGCAGCUCUAUCUGCUUCAUGUUGUAUUUUUUUUCUCAAGGCCAGCCGAGUUGGCAUGGCAACAAAGGAAAUAAUGUGUGUGAGAUUUAUUAAAACUAUGUAUUAUUUAUUAUCGGGAUUUAAAGAGUCCCAUUACUGUAUUUUUAACUGUUGUUUUUCAUGAAUCACUGGAUAAGGAAACCUCAUAUGUUCGGCAUACCGCUUCAGGCAGCUGAGGUGGAACAAGGCAUGUGGCAAUGAUAUAAAAAAUUCAUUCUAUACAUGUUUUACAUAAUGCAAGACUACAAAGACCACUUCUGAAAACCGCACAUUAAAACAAGUGUAGUCACUUUAAAAUUAAUCUUUCAUUCGGUGGUGCUUAAGUGCUCGACCACACAAAGCUUUUGUGGUUGGAGUCUGUCGCACUGUAGGUUACAAUAAUGAAAAACACACAAACCGCUGCUGCUCCGGCAGGAGUGGGAAGCGGAGCGGGCGGAAAACAGACCCGCAUAGAGGAUAAACAGUUUUAUGAAGUGGCUGUGAAUAUCUGAAUUCAAAGUGUGCUUAUCUGAACUUACCGGGGGAACCUCAGCUUUGAAAGCACGAGAUGCACAGCAGUUUUUAUUUAUUUACAGGGUGUUUGAAAUGUGUUCAGAUAUGUGUAAUAUUUCUUCAAGGUACAUACACUGCAAGAACUCACUUUAGAGGAUAAGGCUGGCGUUUUUCUACACUUUUCUUCCUGUCAACAAAUCCCACGAAAAAGGCCAAAACCAACAAUGUGUCAGUCCGUCUGCCAGCUUCUCCACACUGUCUGUGGCACACGGCUUUAAGUGCAUUGGUUCCUGCUGUAAAGCUUUAAAAACUGAUCACAAAUAAGUGGUUUAAUCUUUGAAAAAGGCUCAGCAAUUUUGUUAAAUAGCUGGGCACUGUAGUUUUUAGCAAAUGUUGCUCAAACAGGAGAAAUAGUGCAUUUAUUUGGGACUAUUUUCAGCUGCGGAUGAAUACACAUUUAGAGGAUUAAUGAGUAUUUCCAGCAGCAGAACUGUGCAAAAUACAGUGCCCCUGUUUGUCGUAACGAUGGAACAUGUCACCCAGUGCAACAGUGGGACACACUGAUGUGUUUUUGACAGUUGUCUGACAACAAGGGUGCGGUAGUACGAUCAAUCCAUUGUUGGGUUUCGUCUUUUAAUUUGAUUUGUUCACAGUAGGAGGAAUAUAGAAUAUAACCAUACUUAUCCAUGCUGUAUAUUACGGUACACUGUAUUUUGAUUAGCUUGAUUAGCUGCUACAUGUAAAGAAAGCAUUCUGGCUUUGAAUUAAACUCCUAAAUUGCUUCAACCUGCUGUAAAAUAAUAAGAAAACACUUAAUUUAUAUGUUUGUCUGUCACUCAUUAAAGGGCGGGUCCAUUAUUGUGUUCUUAUAUCAUUCUGUAGCUUCUCAGUAGUGUUGCUUAUGUCUUCAAAUCCAAAAAUUCAAAGUUUGAACCUCCACGUUUUAGCAUCAAAAUGCUAUUUUUCAAUGCCCUUCUAAAAACGUUUGCCCACGUGACCUGGCAAAGGUAGAUUAGCAAUAUUCAAUGAGCCCUCUGAAAGCUAAGUAGCGUGUUGCUGUUGACGCCGUGUUAGUUUGGAUCCGAAAGUCACACAAUACCACAAACAAAUUAAGCGAUCGAAGCAGCGGUACAGCAGCAACUCCCGUGUUCUGCGAGGUAAAAUUACAGGUUUUGUUAAAGGAGUCUGGUGGCUUUGAAGAGCAUUAUAUUGUGGCGUAAGUUCCCCAUUAGAAAGGGCUGUCUGACAGCAAGGUAAAGUGGUGAAAUUAUUACACUGACUAUGAAUAAGUACCUCACACAACACCUUUUAAAUAUACAAACUAACCCUUUUAGUUAUAUUUAUUAUUGUUAUUAUCAGCAAUUGCCGCUCAAGCCUAUGUCAUUGCUUUUUGCUAACAGCUUAGUGGUCAAUUUAAUUUAAAAAAUACCAGAAAAGAACACAGAUGGACCCGCCCUUUAAACAUUUAAGGAGACCAAAAGUGUUCAAUAUUAAAUAGAUGAACAGGACAUUAUAAGAUAAACAAUCAUGUGAAUAAAUUUUGAUAAAUAAACUUUUUUUGCAGGUCAUUUUUAUUUCAUACUGCUUUUAAAAUUAAAUUAAAUUGAAUUAAAAUUUAUUUUAAUUUUUUUUAAAAAAUAUAUAUAUAUAUUAUUAUUUCCAAAUGCCACUUUUUUUUUUUUUUUUUUUUUUU